AUGGCCCUUGAUAUUGCAAGAUCGGAUAAACAUAUGUUUAUGGUGAAAGCUGGUGCCCAACUAGAAGAGCUCCCAAAUAAUAGAAAUUGGCAAGGGAGUCUAGAGAGGAUUUCAUUAAUGAGAAAUUUCUUAGGUAGAGGGGCGGAAGAUUUUACUUCGCCGAUGUGCCCUUUGUUGUCUACUUUGCUGCUAAAUGAUAAUGAAAGAUUAACAAAGAUGUCCAAUAUCUUUUUUGCAAGUAUGCCAAGUUUGACAGUUUUAGACUUGUCUAGUACAAGCAUUGAGCAUGUUCCUGACUCCCUCUCAAGCUUGACGAACCUAAGAGCACUAUUGCUUAAAAGAUGCCCAAAAUUAAAAUAUGUUCCUUCUCUGGCACAACUCAAAAAAUUAAGGAAACUUGAUCUUCAGAAUAGUGAAAAAUGUGGAGCUCUUAUGGGCAUCGAAGAAUUAUGUGACCUCAAAUUCCUAGAAUUGUGCGGUAUGUCCAUCAAAUGGAUGUUUCCUCAAACUGAAAGAGGGGGCAAGGAGGUCCUCCCCAAGCUAAGGCAGUUGCAGUGCAUUGGAGUUGGAGGAAAAGAUAUGGAGGUGGAUCAACUCUCUGUCUUGACAAAGUUAGAAAGUAUCAAACUCUGGGGCCUUGACCCUCUCAAGUUUAAAAAUUAUGUAAAAUCUGAGGCUUGGAAAAAUUUGAAGCGCUACUUCCUUUGCCUAUCGACGGAUGUUCUUCAGCUACCAAAAAUACUAUUUGGCAGACAAUUAUGUAUAGAUUAUCGUGGGGUUCGUAAUAGUUCAGAAAUGGGGGAAUUAUCCCUCAUGCUCCCUUCAAAUGUCCAAGAGUUGAUUUUAAGGGGAUGCAAUGAUUUCUGCAGCUUGUUAGAUUUUUCGUCUUCUUUGAAGAAUGCUGAGGAUUUAGAGAGAUGUAAAAUUGAGUCCUGCCAAGGGAUGCACCACUUGUGGGCAAAUAAUUGUUGCAUUGCCACCACCGAUUCUAAUAUUAUGCCUUUAUUUUUACCACAACUAGAGACCUUGGUGGUGCGUGAUUUGCAAAACCUCAAAGCCCUCUUAAAGCUUCAGGAGGGUGCAGUUGGAAGGGGAGGACUAGAACAAUCACUGUCGCCAGUAUCGAGUGGAAGCUUUUCCAAUCUUAAGCUAUUGUCCAUUUCGGAAUGUCAUAAUGUAAAGUAUAUAUUUCCUUUUGGGUUUGCACAGAAACACCUCCAAAACCUUGAGAUUAUGAUUGUGCACGACUGUAAAAAUAUUGAGAAUAUCAUUUCAGCGGUAGACGGAGAUGAAGAAGAAGAGGGGGUGCAUCAGGAAAGGAGCAAGAAUUCCAUGUUCAUGUUCCCAAAAUUACAAGAAUUGUGGUUAGGAUAUCUACCCAAGUUGCAGGGGUUAAUAUGUGGUAAUAAGGGGAGCAUGGUCAGUGACUAUUUGCAAGAAAUACACAUAUAUGGAUGCCCAAAUCUGAAGAGCCUCCCUAUUUCCAUUUCUAUGCAUGAUAAUGAUAUUGGCAUGGUGUCAUCUGUUCUUCCUCCUCCUACAACUAUAAAAAGAAUUAUUAAAGCAAAAAGAAACCAGUUUGAUGCUAUGGAGUGGGCCGACAAAUCCCUUUUCAAACUGAUACCAGUAACAGAGGUUGUAGACAGAACUGCAAUUAUUGAGAAUGACAUUCAGAGGGGUGUAGCGGCUCAGAAUCAGAGAAAGAGGCUUGCGCCUCAAGGUUUUCAAGCUGGCACCAGUAGGGGUCCAUGGAGAGGAGGUCGCGAUAGGAAAGACCAGAGGUAG
Malania oleifera is the source of this 1785-nucleotide messenger RNA. RefSeq names its product probable disease resistance protein At4g27220. The transcript is spliced from 2 exons. The record is from RefSeq and is a predicted model, not a curated record. Bases 1 to 1785 code for a protein of 594 amino acids. Gene Ontology annotation, molecular function: protein binding. NCBI's taxonomy places the organism in Eukaryota, Viridiplantae, Streptophyta, Magnoliopsida, Santalales, Ximeniaceae.